Molecule: messenger RNA, 1678 nt
Organism: Tarenaya hassleriana
Lineage: Eukaryota; Viridiplantae; Streptophyta; Magnoliopsida; Brassicales; Cleomaceae
Product: glycine, alanine and asparagine-rich protein
Exons: 4
Coding region: 651-1481 (276 amino acids)
Biological process (GO): flower development; regulation of DNA-templated transcription
Molecular function (GO): sequence-specific DNA binding; zinc ion binding; DNA-binding transcription factor activity
Source: RefSeq, a predicted model, not a curated record
UAGAAAUCUUCUGUUUAUUUUAUUUACUGCCAAAUCAGACCACACGAAAAUCACAGUUUUCAUCGUUACUGAAAGAAAUCUCUUUUCAUCGGUGGUCGAAUCAAAUUACAUAUUCGAUUAUGUUAAACACAAUCGAAUGAUAAUAGAUGACGACUAAAAAAUGUAGAGUUUUCGUCUAUUACUGAUAGAAUUUUUUUUAUUUACUGUCAAAAUCAUAUUACCCGAAAAUCACAGUUUUCAUCGUUAUAAGAAGAAAUGUCUUUUUAAUAGUGGUCGUAACAAAUUACAUAUUCGAUUAUGUUAAACACAAUCGAAUGAUUAUGGAUGGUUAUUUGAAUAGCACUUUCAUCUAUUAUUGGUAGAAAGCUUCCUUUUUUUAUUUACUGUCAAAUCAAAUAGAAGUCGGUUAUGUUUCGAAAGAAGCGAGUGGUAAUCGUUUAUCGCUAAAAAGACCAAGUUUUCAAGUAUUAAAAAGGCAGUCCGGCGCACAAAGCGUUCUCGUUGAGCGAGGGUCUGGAGAAGAGUCCCACCACAAGGGUGUAUUGUAGGCAAAUCUUACCUUGCAGAAAUAUCUGCAAGAGGUUGCUUCCAGGACUCGAACCCAUGACCUUAAGGUCACAACGGUAACACUUUAACCGGUUUUUGUUGGAAUGGAGGAUUUGGAUUUAACUCUCAAGCUUGGUUUGCCGAUGAGCAACCAAAUCGUUGAUUCCGACAAGGGUCCGACAAUCGGCACCGGAAGCAACGGCGAUGCAACGACCAAGGUGGACAUCAAUCUCAUGGUCUCCGAUUACAUCAUGCAAAAAUUUUCCGGCGCCGGAAAACAUUUUACCGGCGGUAGCUCCGGCUCCGGGGAAUACUUUCCCGGUGGUAGCUCCGGGGGAUACUUUGCCGGAGGUAGCUCCGGCUCCGGGGGAUACUUUCCCGGUGGUUUCUCCGGGGGGUACUUUUCCGGUGGUUGCUUCGGGGGACACUUUGCCGGCGGUAGCUCCGGCUCCGGGGAAUACUUUCCCGGUGGUUGCUCCGGGGGAUACUUUUCCGGCGGUAGCUCCGGCUCUGGGAUAUACUUGCCCGAUGGUAUCUCCGGCGACAUGAACCCCCGCCGUGAUCCGCCGGCUCCUGCUGCCGUACCGGUCAUCGGGAAUGAAUUCGUGCUGAUCGAUGUUCCGGAGAGAAGAGCCCAACGCGAACGCGCGUUAGCAAACGCAAACGCAAACGCAAACGCAAACGCAAACGCUGGAUACAACAUUAAAGCGUCGUCGUUAGUGAAAAGAUGUACCAAUUUCAACUGCAACACUUCUGAUACUCCUAUGUGGCGCAAGGGUCCCCUCGGCCCAAAGUCGCUAUGCAACGCUUGUGGGAUAAAGUACAGGAAGGAGGAGGAGAGGAGGAAGGCAAGGGCGGAGGCUGCAAACAACAACAGAGAGGCAGACGAGCCUGGGACCCAGAACAACCCUAUUUACAUCAACUUUGCCGAUUAAUAUCGUUAUAAUUAUGGGACUACCAUUAAAAAAAAAAAACCUUUCAUUAUUUAAUAAUAUUUUCCAUAAAUAUAUAUAUGUGAUCUUGAUCAUAUAUUAUAUAUUAUCGUUGUGGUUUCUAUGUAUUCUGGAUGCUGCCGUGUUUUGUGUCUGUUUUUCCCUUUUGUGGAACACCUUCGUAAUGUUAUGAAUAAUUU